Molecule: messenger RNA, 405 nt
Organism: Stereum hirsutum FP-91666 SS1
Lineage: Eukaryota; Fungi; Basidiomycota; Agaricomycetes; Russulales; Stereaceae
Exons: 2
Coding region: 1-405 (134 amino acids)
Source: RefSeq, a predicted model, not a curated record
AUGUUUGGCCAAGGGCCUCGACGCGAAGAGGAAGAGGAGGAGGGAGCUGGCAAUGACGAGUAUUCGUCGUCAGUCUCCUUCGGUGGGCGCUCCGGUGCUGCGCGCCGUCCUAAGAGGCGUAACGUCUUUGAGGGUCUGGCUAUGGAGGAGCAGUGGCUCAAGGCACGGAGGGAACUGAAGUGGCUGGCGUUUGCUGAUUGUUCAUUUCUUUUACUUUGGGGUAUCGAAUUUGUAUGGAUAUUGAUAGGGGAGAGGUGUCCUCCCGGUCAAUAUGACGGAUGGUGUACUGCGUACAAUGUGGCAUCCGCUCUUGCCUGUCUGCUUGCUGUCACAUAUGGUCUCAGUAUCUUCUUUGAUAUCAAGGACCUACAUACCAGUAAAGUCUCCCCGCGUCAACGGACAUAA